Molecule: messenger RNA, 1209 nt
Organism: Alternaria postmessia
Lineage: Eukaryota; Fungi; Ascomycota; Dothideomycetes; Pleosporales; Pleosporaceae
Exons: 2
Coding region: 1-1209 (402 amino acids)
Biological process (GO): glucan catabolic process
Cellular component (GO): cell surface; extracellular region
Molecular function (GO): glucan exo-1,3-beta-glucosidase activity
Source: RefSeq, a predicted model, not a curated record
AUGCGUACACGUCUCAGACCAACGAACAUGUUCGCGUUCACAGCCCUAGGCGCAUCGUUUCUUGCAUUCUCCUCCAAUGUCCUAGCAACCCCCACUCCAUCGCACCGCGACGACUAUGUCAAUUGGAGAAACUUCAGAGCCAAUGGAGUUAAUCUCGGUGGAUGGCUUUGCCAGGAAGCCACCAUCGAUCCAUAUUUCUGGGGCACAUAUUGCAACGGUACCGCCGAUGAGUGGAAUUGCUGUGCCAAACUGGGUGACAGGUGCGCAUCAGUCUUUGAGAAGCGCUAUGCAACGUAUAUCACUCGCGAUGACAUUGAUAAGCUUGCCUCGGGCGGAGUGAACCUUCUUCGCAUCCCGACCACCUACGCAGCGUGGAUCAAGGUUCCAGGUGCGCAGUACCAUUCUGGAAACCAGCAAUCGUACAUCAAGAAAAUCGCUUCGCACGCCAUCAAGAAGUAUGGCAUGCAUAUCGUCCUCGAUAUCCAUGGUCUUCCGGGUGGUAUCAAUGGUCUGGACAUUGGCGAGCGCGUUGGCAAAUGGGACUGGUUCAACAACCAAACCAACCUCGACCUCUCACUCCAAGCAGUCGACCAAGUCCUGAAGUUCAUUCAAAAGUCCGGAAGCCCACAGUCAUACACACUCGCACCCAUCAACGAACCAGCAGACAACCCAGACUUUUCCAAAUUCGGCACCCCGGCAGCUUUGUCAGAUAAUGGUGCUGCCUGGGUACAGAAAUACAUCAACGCCGUGGUCAAGCAUACCAAAGCCGUGAACCCAAAGAUCCCAAUCAUGUUCCAGGGCAGUUUCAAGGGAGAGCCAUUCUGGUCUGGAAACUUUGCUGCGAGCACAAACAUUGUGUUCGAUGUGCACAACUACUACUUCGGCCGCCCGAGCGAUUCGGACAACGUUACCACUAGCAUCUGCGCAGACGCAAAGACGCUUGCUGGUGAUGGCAAAUUCCCUGUAUUUGUGGGCGAGUGGGCCAUCCAGACAUUAUCGAACAACAGGUUUGCGAAUCGCGCUAAGAGUUUGAAUACCGGGCUCUACGCGUACAACAAGUACACACAAGGGAAUGCGUACUGGACAGCAAAGUACUUUGGCAAUGUUUCGGUCGCGGGUGAAGGCGAGCAGGCCGACUAUUGGAAUUAUCUCAACUUCAUCGACAUGGGCAUCAUCGAACCUAGCAUGGGCCAGAAGUACUGUUCAUAA